This is a messenger RNA of Fibroporia radiculosa, 168 nucleotides long. RefSeq lists its product as uncharacterized. Lineage: Eukaryota; Fungi; Basidiomycota; Agaricomycetes; Polyporales; Fibroporiaceae. Bases 1 to 168 code for a protein of 55 amino acids. The transcript has 2 exons. The record is from RefSeq and is a predicted model, not a curated record.
AUGGAGCGUAUAAUGCACAAAGAUGCGAUUGGCUACUAUCGGCCGUCAUGCAGCGGUUCGAUGCAUGGCCUCCAUGCCGUUGAAUCUAGAUCGACGGAGCCGUACCAGAUCCUGAGCGACCUUCCGCCACCUUCACGCCUGAACAGGCUCGAACUUGGCGAUAGCUGA